This is a messenger RNA of Eurytemora carolleeae, 1361 nucleotides long. Its product is annotated as neuroparsin-A. The transcript is spliced from 5 exons. Bases 140 to 556 code for a protein of 138 amino acids. The record is from RefSeq and is a predicted model, not a curated record. Gene Ontology annotation, cellular component: extracellular region. Lineage: Eukaryota; Metazoa; Arthropoda; Copepoda; Calanoida; Temoridae.
UUCGUAGUUUAUUAGAAGAGAUGUACUCUAACCUCGUCUCAGUUCAUACUUGACAUUUGUAUCAUAUUUACGUAUAUGUAUCUACUUAAAACACAACAAGAACAUUAUUUUAUAGUUCGAAAUCGAAACAGAAGCUAUCAUGGUGAUUAUAAGGGUUGAGUUGAUACUUCUGUGUUUUUUCUGUCUUCUGAUCAGACUUCAGGGUCUAACAACACACCACAGAACCAAUAUCUGGUGUAAAAGAGCUGAGGAGGCGACAAACCCUUUGAAGUGUUUCUAUGGACUAGGGGAGGGACCUUGUGGACCAGUUUGUCUGAAGGGACCAGGGGAAGUGUGUGGUGGUGAAGACGAUAUUUAUGGAAUAUGUAGUAAAGGACUAACCUGCUCUUACUGUAUUAAAGGGGAAGUGUGUGGAGGGGAAGACGAUAUUUAUGGAAUAUGUAGUGAAGGGCUGACCUGCUCUAACUGUAAUAGAUGCACUGGAUGCUCUUACUUCAGUUUAAGGUGUUUUGAUGAUGGCUGUGCCUCGGAAGAUACUUAUUUUGGAUUUUUAUAGUUCAUUCUACAGUAGGAUCCAUAAAGCUAUGAAAAAGGAAGACGACACCUACGCAAUCUUAUUUGAUGUACACUGCACAUUUGUUGUUUUUUAAGCCCAUUAAGACUAUUAAACAUCAUAAAUUGAGUUUAACAAUAAUCUUCCUUUUCCACAGUAUUAUGGGUACCAAAGUACCACUAGCUGGUUUCCAAUGCAAGUUGAUUUUAAUUGCGCAAAAUUGUGAGCCCAGUAAUUUCCUCGCAAUUCCGCGCAAUACGAAAACAGUUCCAUGCAAUUCUGUACAAUUCCGCGCAAUGGAAUUCCGAUUAGAAACACCAGGUACCGCUGUGCAAAAAAACAAACAAAUUAACUAAGGUAAAAUCAUAAUACGUAUUUACGCAUCAAACCAUUCUUUCUCUUGCUAGCUGUCUGUAAAUGUUUGUUGGAAUUAUUAUGAACGUAUCACCAAGAACUACAAACCAGUACCUAGGGCUAGAUGCGUUCGGUUUCUAUAAUUUGAAUUCAAUCAUAUUUUGGUUCAUAAUUCAAAUCUUUAAACUUACCAAGUUGUUUUUGAUACUUUACUUAUUUAAAACAUUUACAUCGACAAUAAAGUGUGGAAGAGAAAAAAUGAAAAUUUUAUAUUCAAUUUGUCAAAUUUGGAUUGAAAGUGACAGCUUGCCUCGAAAUGUUCAUAUAAAAUACGAUUUAUGAAUUUGCCGUUUUUUUUAUUAAUUAUGCAAUAUGUUAAAGUUUAGUAAAGAAUCAGUAUUAGAAGAAUUAUUGUAAGAUUGUCAAAACUAUUUAUGUUAAAGAAUAAAAUAUU